Molecule: messenger RNA, 720 nt
Organism: Protopolystoma xenopodis
Lineage: Eukaryota; Metazoa; Platyhelminthes; Monogenea; Polystomatidea; Polystomatidae
Source: the annotation of a GenBank genome assembly
AUGUCCCUACCGUCCAGCGACCUUCCAUUAUACCCGCCACAACGAACGCUUGGUCUAUAUUCUGGUGCUCAACCGCCAACUGCACCUCAUAUUCAGCAGCAGCAACUCCUUCGCCCUACACAAAUUUCUCUGCCUGCAACGGCACCCGCCACUCCGACAUCCACUCCCUCAUCUUCCUACACUCUACCUGCUCCCUCUUCACAUCUGCAGGUGGCUAACGUUGGCCCCUCCCCCGAUUCUAGUGUUGUCGGGCAACCGAACUUACUGUUAGCAAGACCCAAUAACCUUCUUCAUAGGUCAGAAGUCCUUGCAACGCCUGCCACAACUUCUGGGCUUAUUUCCACAACUGAACUCAACUGUUCCUCCGUGGCUCAACGCACCAUUCCUUAUUCAGCUACUGCUGUUGCAGCAGACCUAUCCGAUAGAGACUUGACCGUGGCCCGGACCGAUGCCAAGUCAACCCGACAGCUUGACUCUGUUUCGACGACUGAUGACACUAUGGCCGACCUUAGUGUCAAUCAGUAUCAACAGCAUCAUAUUUCUCAUCAUAUGCAAGUACAUAACCAACACCGGUCUUAUCCUCAUGCUUACCAGCAACAGAAUCUUCAUCAGCAGGUCAUGCAGCAGCUUAGAACGCAAACUCCUGUUCAGGCAGAAGAACCUGUCGGCUUCACUAAUCGCACGAACUCAGAUUCAAAUGGAUCCGAGGUAGAUAGUUGA